UUUGAAGCGCGUGUAUUUAAUUCACAAUCUCCCAGUCGCGGCAUUUCUUGCGAUUGGGCGAGGAUGGUAAAUUGUCAUUUUGUUUGCGUAGAUAGAGAGAUCUCUACGCGUCAAUCAAUUCAAGCAGACAUUCUCGAGAAAACUAUUCACCAUGUCGGCAGAUACAAUCAUUCCGUUGCAUGAAUACGACUGCAUGCCCUUGUUGACAACGAUAUUCCUCACAAUAUUGCUGAAAUACGACCGGGUGCUCGAUCCGGAGGCUCUGAGAAAGUCGUUGAUCCAACUGAUUGACAGAGAUGGCUGGCGCAAACUCGGUGCCCGGCUCAAACAAGAUGCAAAAGGCAAUCUGGUCUACCACGUGCCGGCCACGUUUGACGAGAGCAACCCGGCCAUCACCUUCACCCACAUCCACCACGACAUGGCCAUGGCGGACCACCCGCUGGCCCGGCAGAUCCCGUCGCCCACGUCCGGGCCCGGCAAGGAGCGGCCGGCCGUGGUGCUAGACAUGGCCAAGAUCGCGCCCCUGACGCGACGCAGCGACGCGCCGCACACCAUGGCCGAGUUCAUCGCGCGCGACCUGCCGCAGCUGGAGCUCCACGUCGUCACCUUCCGCGACGGCACCACCGUGGGCAUCAGCUUCCUGCACUCGCUGCUGGACGGCAUGGCGCUCGGCGGCCUGCUGAGCGCCUGGUCGCUCAUCCUGCACGGCCGGGCCGACGAGGUCCCGGCGGUCUGCGGCGGCGGCGACGACGACGCCCUCAGCCGGCUGCGCCACCUGCACAACGCCAAGGCCGAAGACGACGACGACGCCGACAACGCCAAGACCCCCGCGGCCCCCGUCGCGUACAAGCACGCGCGCUACGUCAUGGGCCGGCUGGCGACGCUCCGGUUCGUGCUGGGCCGCGCCUGGGAGUUCUUCCGGUACCGGCAGGAGGAGGUGCGGGCGGUGCGGGUGCCGGGCUCGUUUGUGACGCGGAUGCGGGAGGCGACGCUGCAGGAGCUGGCGGCGGCGGCAGCGGAGGGCGGCGCAGCGGCCAAGGAGAAGCCGUGGGUGAGCGAGGGCGACGUGCUGGUGGCGUGGUGGAGCCGGUACGCGACGCUGCAGUACGCGCACCGGCCGGACAAGCCCAUCAUCGUGACCAACGCCUUCAGCAUGCGCAAGCCGCUGGCGGGGACGCUGCUGCCGGCGCUGCCGCGCGACGGCGGGCGGCCCACCGUGUACCUGGCCAACUGCGUGACGGGGCUCAACGUCUACACCACCAUCCGCAGCCUGACCGCCGCGACGGCCCAGACGGCGGCCGCGGUGCGGCGCAGCAUCGUGGAGCUGGGCACGCUCGAGCAGCUGGCCGCCAUGCACGCCCUCUGCCUCAAGGACCCGCGCAAGCUGUGGAAGAUGCGCUUCGCCGGCCUGCCCACCGCCCACAUGGCCAUCUUUACCAACUGGACCCAGGCCCUGUUCCACCAGGUCGAUCUCGCCCCGGCCGCCGUGGCCGGCGAGGGCUGCCCCGAGGGGCAGGAGGGGCAGGUCGUGCCGAGCUUUGUGGGCUCUCACAUGAACAGCCGGGUCUGGCCUCUGCGUGAUCAGUUUGUCAUCAUCGGCAAGGACAGCCAGGGUGAUUAUUGGCUGUCUGGAACGUUGCGCAAGGGGCUGUGGGCCAAUAUAGAGCAGGAGUUGGACAAGGAGAGGUUAUAAAUGGUGGAUGACUGUCGGGUCGCUGCAGAAUUUGCUGCCGUGUACGUGAUUUUGUACAAGUAUGUAAUAUUAAUGAGCCUCCUAUAAUGGAGCAGCUAGUCUAGUUCUCGUUCUUCAGUUUAGUGCGGUGGUCGGAUAGAAGUAUGCUGGUUCCUUG
Messenger RNA from Pyricularia oryzae 70-15, 1850 nucleotides. RefSeq lists its product as uncharacterized. The transcript has 2 exons. The record is from RefSeq and is a predicted model, not a curated record. The coding region runs from base 152 to 1693 and encodes 513 amino acids. NCBI's taxonomy places the organism in Eukaryota, Fungi, Ascomycota, Sordariomycetes, Magnaporthales, Pyriculariaceae.